This is a messenger RNA of Ciona intestinalis (vase tunicate), 4417 nucleotides long. NCBI's taxonomy places the organism in Eukaryota, Metazoa, Chordata, Ascidiacea, Phlebobranchia, Cionidae. The record is from RefSeq and is a predicted model, not a curated record.
UUGAUACUUUGUGUUCAGUGUAUAUAAACAAUGACGUAACAUCCUUUAUAUUGACCUAUGCUAGAAUGAAACGCUCAUUUGGCAUUAGUAAACACCGGGUAAACAACUAGGCGCGCUUUAGUACUGCCGGUUAUUUAGGUUUUAUACUGUGUAACUUAGUGCAGUUUGGGCGAAAGUUGUCAGGAAAAUUCCUAUAGUAUAACAAGUUACUGUAAGAAGUAUGCCGCCGUAUGAGCACCUUUUAGAAUACAAGCAUAUAUGGACGAAACCAAAAGACGUCCUGGUGUUUUAUGUCAACGGUGUUAAGGUGACCGAGCCACAUCCGGAGCCAGAAACCACUCUUCUCGUUUACAUUAGAACAAAACUUCGUUUAACUGGAACAAAGCUGGGAUGCGGAGAAGGCGGGUGUGGCGCAUGUACUGUUAUGGUUUCAAAAUGGGACAAGGAGAAGAACCGCAUCGUACAUUUUUCGGUUAACUCCUGUCUUGCUCCGGUUGUUUCCAUGCACGGAUAUGCUGUUACGACGGUGGAGGGAAUAGGCAGCACAAAGACAAAACUUCAUGCAGUGCAGGAACGUCUUGCCAAGUUUCAUGGUUCACAAUGCGGUUUCUGUACCCCGGGGAUUGUUAUGUCCAUGUACACACUACUGCGAAACAACCCCGUUCCGGAUAUGGAGAGCAUAGAAAAAUCACUACAAGGAAAUCUGUGCAGAUGUACAGGCUAUCGCCCGAUAUUAGGAGCUUUUCGGACCUUUUCUGCAAGCAAAAACGGAUGCCCAAUGGGUGAUAAAUGUUGCCGGAAUAAACCCAGCGAGGAUUCAAAACAAGAAAACGGAGAACAACAAGAAGUUCACCUUGAAGACCAAACGGAUUCUUUUAGCCAGCAAUAUGAUCCAACACAAGAGCCCAUAUUCCCCCCUGAACUUUUGAUUUCCAGCAAAGCUGAAUCGGACGUUUCGUUAAAAUUCGUUGGCGAGCGUGUGACUUGGUACCGACCUACAACACUCGACCAGCUGACCGAUUUAAAAGAAAAAUUUCCCGAUGCUCAUUUGGUUGUUGGCAAUACUGAAAUCGGAAUCGAGACCGGUGUGAAGGGACGUUGCUAUCCCGUGAUAGUUACACCAGCGUCUGUUCGUGAGCUCUCGCACGUAAAGACGGAUAACUUAGGCAUAGAGAUUGGCGCUUCCUGUAUUUUGAGCGAUUUGGUGGAACGCUUGAAAGGGAUAGUUGACGAAAGAGGUCAGAACCCGACACAAGCGUUAUCAUCGAUGCUUGAGAUGCUGCAUUGGUUUGCUGGCGACCAAAUACGAAAUGUUGCUGUUAUCGGUGGAAAUAUUAUGACGGCUAGUCCGAUAUCCGACCUUAAUCCAAUCUUCAUGGCUUGUGGUGCGACCGCCAAGUUCAUGCUACAUUCACGAGGCGAGAGAAAGGUUCCUAUGGACCAAACCUUCUUCCCCAGCUACCGAAAGACUAGCGCGCUAAAAGGGGAAGUUCUAAUCUCUGUCCGACUCCCGUUUAUGAGACAGAGCGAGUACAUGAAAGCAUACAUGCAGUCCAAACGUCGAGAAGACGACAUAGCGAUUGUGAACGCAGCUCUGCGUGUGAAAUUCCACGACGGCACACGCAAAGUGGAAGAGUUUUCGGCAGCUUUUGGUGGAAUGGCUGCAACGUCCGUUCUGGCCCAGCACACGAUGACAAACAUUAUUGGCAGGGAAUGGGAAGAUGAUCUAAUUGAUGACGUGGCUCAGUGGAUGCGAGAGGACUUCUGUUUAGAGGUGAAUACUCCAGGAGGAAUGGUAGAGUACAGGGAAGCUCUUGCUCUGAGCUUCUUUUUCAAGUUUUAUCUUCAUGUCAAAGACCUGUUGUUCAAAGAUGGGAUUUCAGGGGAAAAGAUUUCUCCUGAAGAAGAAUGCACCAAAGUUCCUCUUGGGGGAAAUCAUCAUGGAUCAAUCAGCACACAGACAUGGCACGAGGUUCCAGACGACCAACCAGAGGACGACACAGUUGGCCGAGCUGUACCCCACCACUCAAGCCAGGUACAAGUCACUGGUGAAGCCCGAUAUACUGACGAUAUACCACCCUAUGCAGAUGAAUUACAUAUGUGGUUGGUGACCAGCCAGCGUUGCCAUGCUCACAUUCGUGAUGUGGACAUAAAAGAAGCGAUGACUUCACCAGGGUUUGUGACGUACGUGGACCAUCGUGAUGUACCGGGGUCAAAUAUAACAGGGGUGAUGAAGGGGGAUUGCAUAUUUGCAGAAGAUAAGGUCACAUGCGUUGGCCAAGUUAUCGGCGCUGUAGUUGCCGACACAUACGCGCAUGCACAAAGAGCAGCUCAGUUGGUGAAGGUUUCAUACGAAGACAUUUUUCCAAGAAUUUUAACAAUAGAGGAUGCAAUUGAACAUGUGUCGUAUUACAGCAGUGCUAAUUUAAAAGUUGGAGACGCCGAUGCCGCACUAAAAGCAAGUGAUCACGUGCUUGAAGGAGAAAUGAGGAUAGCUGGUCAGGAGCACUUUUACUUAGAAACCAACGGUUGUCUUGUCAUUCCUAAAAACGAAUUUGGGGAGAUUGAAAUAUUUUCAUCAACGCAAAAUCCGACAGAUCUUCAGCUUUACGCUGCUGAAGCUCUGGGUAUCGAUAUCAACAAAGUUGUUGUCAAAGUGAAACGACUUGGUGGAGGUUUUGGUGGAAAAGAAACUCGCUUUCUGGUUGUGAGCAACCCGGCUGUAAUUGCAGCAAACAAGUGUGGUCGACCUGUUCGGUGCAUACUUACCAGGCAAGAUGAUAUGCUCAUUACAGGCCAAAGGCACUCCUUUUACUCAAAGUAUAAGGUUGGAUUUACAAAAGACGGAAAACUGACAUCGCUCGUCAACCAUAUAUAUAAUAAUGGAGGAAAUACAGCGGAUUUGUCUCUCUCUGUCAUGAAUAGGGCAAUGCUCCAUGCUGAUGGCACUUACAAAAUUCCCAAUGUGUCAAUCACUGGUAAAACAUGUAAAACAAAUAUUGCUUCGAAUACAGCAUUUCGAGGAUUCGGCGCGCCCCAGUCUUUGUUUAUUGCAGAAGAUUGGAUUCAGAAAGUUGCGGCAAGGCUUGGUAUGCCACCAGAAAAGGUUCGUGAGAUCAACAUGUACAAGGAGGGCGAUACCACACACUUUGGCCAAAUCCUAACAGAUUUCAAUCUUCCUCGUUGUUGGCGAGAAUGUUUAGAACGGUCGAACUUCGAGGAACGAAAGGCAAAAGUGGAAGAAUAUAAUUUAGCCAAUAGGUGGAGAAAGCGUGGUAUAAGUUGUAUUCCAACCAAAUUUGGAAUUUCUUUCGGUCUUACCCAACUCAACCAAGCAGGAGCAUUGGUCCAUAUAUAUAAAGAUGGUUCAGUUCUUUUGACACAUGGGGGCACGGAAAUGGGCCAGGGUUUGCACAUUAAAACAAUCCAGAUUGCCAGCAAGUGUCUUGGAAUCCCAGUGAGUCAAAUCUAUGUUUCCAACACAAGCACUGAAACUGUACCAAACACUGCUCCAACUGCAGCUAGUGUGGGUUCAGAUAUCAAUGGAAUGGCUGUGAAGAAUGCUUGCAAGACUCUAAUGGGUAGGUUGGAGCAGUUAAAGAAAACAAAUCCAGCGGCAUCGUGGAAAGAACUAAUUAUGAAUGCAUACAACGAAAGGAUCAGUCUGUCUGCAACCGGCUUUUACAAGACUCCUGAUAUCUAUUGUGAUUGGAACAAAGAGACAGGCGAAUGCAACGGGAUGCCAUUUAAUUACUUCACUUACGGGGCUGCUGUUUCCGAAGUUGAAAUAGAUUGUCUUACUGGGGACCACGUUGUUUUGCAAACUGACAUAGUUAUGGAUCUUGGAAGAAGUUUAAAUCCAGCAGUUGAUAUCGGUCAAAUUGAAGGCGCGUUUGUCCAAGGCUAUGGGAUGAUGAUGAUGGAAGAACCGUUGAUCAACGAAGGUGGAUCGCUUAUUACAAGAGGACCUGGUGCUUAUAAAAUUCCUGGUUUUGGAGAUUGCCCACGUAGCUUUAAUGUCCACCUUCUUAAAAAUUCUAAAAAUGAGCGAGCCGUAUUUUCUUCUAAGGGAGUUGGAGAGCCUCCACUUUUUCUUUCGGCAUCCGUGUUUUUUGCAGCAAAAAAUGCAGUGACUGCUGCUCGAAAGCAUUCGAAUUUGUCGGGAGAAUUCCGGAUGGAUAGUCCGGCGACGGUUGAGAGGAUAAGAAUGUGCUGCGGGGACAAGUUCACUUCCCAGGUAGGCCAUGUUUCGGGUAAACGUAAAAUCUUAAAUUUCAUCACAAAAAUGUGUAUAAUACCAACAAUAUCAAGUGGGAUUGUGGGAAUAACUAAUUUCUGUAAAUCUGACCCUUAUCUGGUGCUCAUAAAGUUAAACGAUUCUUGUGAAAAGAAAUACAGUAACAAAAAUUACAGAUAA